UUUCCUGUCGCUGGCUGUCUUUGUCCCCUCAGAGACUCGAUGUGCUCUGAGAGGAGAAACAUGUCCGCCGUGGAGCUGCUGCGGGUGUCGGUACAUGACCGGAUCAGCGCUGCUGCUGAAGACUUCCUUCUACAAGUGGAGGAAGGAGGAGGAAAGGCUCGAGUCCCGGAGCUGAGAGCAAUGCUGAUCGAGCGGCUAAUGGCGGCGGGGGAUCAGAUCCUCGCUGGGCUUGAGGAAACCUUGUUAAAGUACGAGGACCAUGUGGAGCAGUCCGAGCGGGAGAUCCGCCGCCAUAGGAAGCUGUUCGAUGCCGUGAUGAAGCCCGAGGUCCGGCUGCACAGAGCAGUGUAUCCUGCAGACUUCCAGCAAGUGAUAGUGAAUAAAGAUGAUGUUCCCCCUGAGGAGCAGCAGUGGAGCCGCCUUGUGGACCAGGAGGACCCUGAGCCCCCCCACAUUAAAGAGGAACAGGAGGAGCCGUGGACCAAUCAGGAUGGACAGCAGCUUCAAGGACUGGAAGAGGCUGAUAUCAAGUUCACAUCGACUCCUGUCACUGUGAAGAGUGAAGAAGAUGAAGAGAAACUUAAAUCGUCAAAGCUUCAUCCGAGUGAGACGAAGAAGCACAGAGCGGACUGUGGAGGACCAGAACCAGCCAGGAACUCAGGUCCUGAUGGACGUUUACAACCAGGUCCUGAGGACAAGACUGAAGACUCUUCUGAGACUGAAGAGAGUGAGGAUCAUUGGAUGGAGACCAGGGAACCUCAGACUGGUUUAAAUACGAGAAAUAACAUACAGCCUCUAAGUUAUAUGGGAUGUAAGACAGAAAAAAAAUCGUUUAGUUGCUCUCAGUGUGGUAAAAGAUAUAGCUAUAAGGGAGAUCUAAAUAAACAUGUGAGGAGUCAUACAGGAGAGAAACAGUUUAGUUGCUCUGAGUGUGGUAAAAGAUUUAGCCAUAGGGGAGAUCUAAAUAGACAUAUGAGGAGUCAUACAGGAGAGAAACAGUUUAGUUGCUCAGAGUGUGGUAAACGAUUUAGCCAAAGGUGCCAUCUAAAUACACAUAUUAAGAGUCAUACAGGAGAGAAACAGUUAAGUUGCUCUGAGUGUGGUAAAAGAUUUAACCAACGUGGCCAUCUAAAUAUACAUAUGAGGAGUCAUACAGGAGAGAAACCGUUUAGUUGCUCUGAGUGUGGUAAAAGAUUUACAGAAAGUGGCAGUCUAAAUACACAUAUGAGGACUCAUACAGGAGAAAAACCGUUUAGGUGCUCUGAGUGUGGUAAGGGUUUUAGUCAUAGGUGCAAUCUAAAUUCACAUAUGAGGACUCAUACAGUAGAGAAACCGUUUAAAUGCUCUGAAUGUGGUAAAAGAUUUAUCAAAAGUGGCAGUCUAAAUACACAUAUUAGGAGUCAUACAGGAGAGAAACCGUUGAGUUGAUCUGAUUGGUGAAAGAUUAAAGAUUCAGUCCUAUUGUACGAGACAUUUGAGGAUUCAUGAAGGAGAGAAGUGACUCAGUUGCAACCUUUGCAACAAAAGACUUAUUAGGAUUCAUCAGCAGAUAUUCAUUUUAUACAUAUUCAUAGUUCAGUGUUUUAAAUAGACUUAACAGGUUUUAUGUGACCAGAAAAUAGAACUCAUUGAAUAACACGGAAGAUUUGUGUUGAUAUAUCUUGUUUCUACUGAUUUCUACAUAAUUUAUCUAUUUUUCAUAAAGUCCUUCAUGUCGUUUUAACUGCUUGAGGUAUCAUGGCCCGAAUACGGGCCAUGAUACGCCCGCCAGGUGUGUAUUUUUUAUCGAUCAGUGUCAAACAUUUAUAUUUAAAGAACUGCGGUUCUGAUACAACAUAUAGUUAGAAAGCUAAGAUUCUUCUGAUUCCACUGAUGUAAACCAUUUCAAGAUCCGAUCUCCACAGCCGGUACAAUAAACGUCUCAGUUCAGCGUCAGUCAGACCGGAAAUUAGAAAAAAGUUGUCGCCACUUACCGGAGAAUCAUCAUAUUAAUCCACAGAUAAAUAAAAUUCCAACAAAAACGGUGUUGGUACAUCGCCAAAGGUCCAGACGAUCCAAUCCACUAAUAUAAUCACUCCAUAACGCACUAUUUCAUCAAAGAAUAGCCACAGUCUGUUGUUUACACAGAGGUGCUGUCUGCUGUGCAGCCAUCACCUCCGUGUUGUACUCUCACUCUAACUAUGUGUUCAUGUAAACAAUGCUUCCCAAAUGCUGGCUAGCAGCUCCUAUUGGGUUAAGUGAGCUGUCAAUCUAAACUUAACCCAAUAGGAGCUGGCAUGGUCUGUCCACAGCCUACAAGAGCCAACGAUGCACCUCGUUGACGGACAGAGCCUGCCCAUCUUCUGACAUUAAAAGACUGAGCCAAUUGCUACCGAUUGUUAUGAUGACUGGCGUAUCGUUUAGCCAAUGAAAUUUCCAUCGUAAAAAAGUGAUGAUCCACGGGAAAAAAAUACGGAGGCCCCAUGCAAAUGACUGCGCAACAGUGUCCAGCUGGUGCCAGAGCGCCGUGCGUCCGUGUUUUGUCUCCGUCGUGACUGCUACAUGUUGCUAAAAUAUAUGAAAGAUGUUUAUUUGUAUAAAUUUUAAACCAUUUGACCGGUUUUGUCUCCUUUAUAUAAAAGUAUGUUUUUAAGUGUAAAAUUAGACUUUUUAGCCUGGUUGGUUACCAUGGUUACAAAGGGUCUGUUAGAGUCUCCAAAUGGUCUUUGUGGAAAACGCCUAGACAUGGCCUUAGGAAAAAAUCUGUCAAAUAUUCAUUUUCUGUGGUAUUGUUAUCAAAUUUUAACUCGGGCUAGUCAAGGCUUCAUGCUAGGGCCCCAUUGUGUUUUCCAGCUAGAGUCAUCAGCAGGCAUCUGUUUACCAAGAUAUUCAGGCAAAAAUAAAAACCUUCUACUUCACUGUGUGCCAACUGCUAUUACUCAAUGCCAGUAGUACUUAUAGUGAUUAUGACUGUUAAGGGGGAAAGGUCAGAAUGUUACCUCUCAAAAGAGACCAAGACCAUGCAUGUACUCUAAAUGGUUCAAGAACAGCGUUCAAUUUAAUUUGGGUGUCCUCAAACAGGCGUUUUAGGCGAAUAUCACCCGUUUCUUAAGAGGUUAAGGUUAAAGUGUGCUCCUUAAUGUGUGUUUUUAACUUGUUCAUAUGAUUAAAUACGUUUGUUUAAAACAAU
Molecule: messenger RNA, 3169 nt
Organism: Pleuronectes platessa (European plaice)
Lineage: Eukaryota; Metazoa; Chordata; Actinopteri; Pleuronectiformes; Pleuronectidae
Product: gastrula zinc finger protein XlCGF48.2
Exons: 2
Coding region: 40-1428 (462 amino acids)
Biological process (GO): regulation of transcription by RNA polymerase II
Molecular function (GO): RNA polymerase II cis-regulatory region sequence-specific DNA binding; DNA-binding transcription factor activity
Source: RefSeq, a predicted model, not a curated record